AUGCCUUCUGGCAGACUCAGGAGGUUCCGUGGCUCCUGUGUCAUUCAAAAUGAACAUGGGACCUGCAUGGCAGAAGUUGACCCUCCUGCGAGCUGGUUCAGCCCAGUUGAGGACAGUUCCAGUCGUGAAAGACAAAGGCCAACCCAGGGGAACCCUGUGGAACUGUAUUACCAGGCCCGACCCAGUGCUUAUGGCCCAUGCACAGCCAGUGGGGAGGAGGGCAAGAGAUGGGAUUUGGGUGGUGGAAAUGCUGGGCAGCCUCAGGCUGAGUACAUGCCCGUGACCCCCAUGCAGAGAAUCGGAAGUGUUCGGCUCCAGCAGGUCAAACAAGGUUCCAUGCCAGUGUCCGUGCUCAAACUGAGAGAGUCUGUGGUCAUCCAGACCUCCUCUAAACCCCUUAAGAAGACUGAUAUUGCUUCCUUUUAUGUCUACGUGAGGAGCUCAGCCAACCUGGACACCUUCUCCUUAAGAGCCAUGGUAAAAAAGGGUGUGUCCUUCCGUACAGCCACACCAACCAACACGCUACUAUGGGACAUUACCCUAGACACAGGUCCAGAUGGAAGUUUGUCAGUGAAGUAG
Megalobrama amblycephala (Wuchang bream) is the source of this 579-nucleotide messenger RNA. Its product is annotated as transmembrane protein 132C-like. NCBI's taxonomy places the organism in Eukaryota, Metazoa, Chordata, Actinopteri, Cypriniformes, Xenocyprididae. The transcript has 3 exons. The record is from RefSeq and is a predicted model, not a curated record. The coding region runs from base 1 to 579 and encodes 192 amino acids.